Molecule: messenger RNA, 775 nt
Organism: Ruditapes philippinarum (Manila clam)
Lineage: Eukaryota; Metazoa; Mollusca; Bivalvia; Venerida; Veneridae
Molecular function (GO): acyltransferase activity, transferring groups other than amino-acyl groups
Source: RefSeq, a predicted model, not a curated record
AUGUAAUGUUUCCAUUAUGUUACUAGCAGACGAUGGUGACGUCAUAGCUAUUCGGACCUCUCGUUUUUUAACGUAUGAUGAGGUACCAGAUGACGACGCUAUACAAACGCCGACUCUCAGACUGCUCGAGGUGUUCUGUCAUAGGGGAGAAGCAAAAGCGGAUUUCUUCGGUCAUUUUGGUGCCAAAGAGUGCAUACAUUUUUUUGGUCUUGGCACGAAUGAUAAAUACAGACACCAUCACCUAGCAACCCGGAUGUUAAACGCUUCUGUAGCAUUUGCGAAGCACUUGGGUAUAGAUCCUAUCUAUAUUAAAGGUGAAGGAUCAAAUAUCUACUCUAAACUUGUCUACGAACACUCGGGGUUCGAACUUUUACACGAGGAAAUGUUCGAUGAUUUUGUGGUUGACGGUGUAAAACCAAUCCAGAAUACAGGAGAAAACAAGUCUUUACGAUUUUAUGGUUUGAAGAUAUCUUCUAAACAGUAGGAACAAAACAAGGUCGACAACUCUGCAUAGACCAAUAGACUAAAUGAAGUCCAAUUGACUAAAUAUUGAGCAUUAUGUGAUUUUCUUGUCAAGUUAACAGAUAUUCUUUAGUUCAUUUACUAGUUUUAAACAUGUAUUUACAUAUAUGUAUGGAAAGCUAUAAAUAUACAUAACUUUAUUAUUCUAGAUAAUUUUAUAUACGAUAGAUUAUUAUCAUGCUAUAGUUAAUAUUGUCAUACAAGCCUUUGUUUUCUUGGUGACAAAUUAAUAAAAUAAAAUUUUUGUAUCGAG